AUGUGCUGGAGCCAAGGAACUGGCCGCGGUGCAAUUUUCCACAGGGCGACAAGGUCCUGCGAAGGCACUGGGCUCACGACUGCAACUACAUUGAGCUCAUCAUGGAAAGGUAUCUCGGCGAUCGGCGCAUCCCUGUCCGGUAUACUCGAAAAGUUUGCUUCGUUCGCCUUCGACACUGCGGUCAGCCCGCCCUGGAAGAUCACUGCAACGAGGCAGCUGCUGGAGCCUUUCCGGAUGAUCUUGCAAAAUGGCGCCAUCUGCACCUCAAGGGCAUGGAAGUGCUUCCAGAGCAGACCUUCCCGCGGCACUACGAGCAUGAUCCUGGGCUUUCGGCCAAGCUGGUCGAUUUCUUUCACACCGAGCAGCACCGGCUUGGAAGACCUCCAAAGAUUGUGGAUCUUGGCUGUGGCCGUGGGGGAGCUUCGAGCUUGGGGCCAUCUUGCCGUCGGAUUGGAUGCAAACCCGCUGUUAACGGCCACGCUGAACGAGUAUGGCAUGGUCGCCGACCUGACCGAAAAUAACUUGAGCUUCACCAUCCGGACAGCCCAUCCCCGCUGUAAUUUUCGCCCGCACGUUUACAGACAUGCCACAGGCUUCGAGUUUGAGGAUGCCGGGCAAUCACUUGGCAAUGUCGCGGACAUGGAUCCCAGAACAGAGUCCCAAGCCAGUCCUCUAGCCUGGGUAUACUGGAUCAAUUAUGUCGCUGGACGCUGCUGUGGUCAACUCGCUUGCGUUGGCUUCGACACGAAGGGCCUGCUGAAGUGGAAGCUUCCAGCCAGAGAGACUUGGAAAGUCAGCGACCAGGUCUGGCUCUACGAGAAGUACCUGUCGGUGCCAGAGCCCGAUCAGGCCCAAGUUCAGAAUCCCUUUAAGCACGGCCCUGGAGCUCUGGUUCCGGUUGCGGAGGGAGAAGAGACCAUGGACUGGGUCAUCUCCCUGGAUGUGGGCGGACAGAUCCCGGAGGAGUCACGGUCCAUUUUCCUGCAGAAUUUGCGCAGACUGGCCGGCCAGGGAAUUAUUCUGAGCUGGGAUCCAGUGAGAAGGCCGCCUGUGGAAGAGAUCGAGGCCUUGGGCUUCAGGCGGGAUGAGGAGCUGGAGGAUCACCUGCGGCUUUUCGCAGGCAUUGGCCUCAGAGCUUAUCUGAGCCAAACCCUCCUUGCCUUCCGGUCACGAAGCGGCCCAUCAAAGCGAUGGCCGUCCGCGCGCUGCCAUCUGCGGCCACGGAGGCCGAACCAUCUCUGUGCACCGUUGCUCACCUUCGGGUGCCUGGAUGCCGAGCGCAUCUGGAUUCGCGGGCAUUGUGCUGGUGACUUCCAACGUUUCAGUUCGUCUGAGAUGACCGGUGCUGUCGAGGAAGCGGAGUGCUUGCUGACCACAACCAGUAUACAGGGAUACGAGGAAUGCAAGCUCCCAGAGCCUCCAUCCACUGACCAGCCAGCUCUGGACCUGGAUGGUCCAGGGCACGUGCCGGAGGACAAAGCCGCCUUUGACUGCUUCAGCGGCACAGUUCCAUACGAAGCUUUCUGGAACCUUCAAGGUCUGUUCAUGACGAGCAUGUUCGACAGUGCCGACCCGCUCGUUCGUCACGACGAGAGUAUCUGGGACACAGAGAUGUGUGGGACUCUGGCGGUGGCUUUCAAAAUCUACCGGCUGGUUUGGGCACCCUGGGAGCACUUCGUCUCCAGGCUCCAGCGAGUUUGGAGGAGCGAGGUUCGGUUCUUGCUGACGGCUUGGGAUUGGCAGAGGCCUCCGCACCCGGGUUGGGGCUGCUUAUUGGCCUCCGUUCUUCGUGCUGCCGCUCGGCGCAGUGCGGCUCUUGCAGGGCCCAGGAAGAGGCGUCCACUGGCCAGCGCUGCACUUCGCCUUCGAUUUGACCAGUCCGCCGAGUUGACAAGCCAGGAGGCAAUGCAACAGACCGGGAAGGUUAUGUUGCGCGUUUACCGGUUCUUGCCGCCAGACAUCACCCCGACGGCAGAAAGUGCAACGUCUCCGGCUGCUGCCCUACUAGAGAUGGUCGGUUGGCCAUCUGACGACGAUCAGCAAGCUGAACUUGAAGAAGGAUGUGGCGCAGAAGGUCGUAAGGAGAAUACUGAGGAAGUUCGCAGCUCAAGUUCCGCCGACAACUGGCACGGAGCCACAUUGGCUGCCACAAGCUACUGCAACCAAGUUUCACAAGGGAUUCGAUUUGCGCAGGAUUUCUGCGCCCCAACUGUUUUGCAGAAAGCUGAUCCACAUCAGCUUCGCGUGGCUGAUGCCCUGCAAUGCGUGGCAUGCAGCAUGGAUAGGCUCGUUGCAGUGAACUUGGAGCCACCACAAUGCUUCCAGGCACUUGUGCAGGAGACUUGCACACCUGUCCAGAGCGAGCUGACCAAAGAAGUCACACUUGCACUUUGUGGAAAGUUGAUUAACAACAAGGUCAACAGAGGACCGAACGCGAAGGCGUGUUUCGCUGCCGACACCCCGCAUGUGCGCAAGGCUUUGGCGAACAACAUGUUCAACCACUGUGGUGCAUGGCAUCUCUACGACUUUCGGGCCAGCAGCUCUAUUUGUUGGUCAUGGACCAACAAGGGUAAAUGCUUCCAGCGAAGCGGGGCUUGCAAGAGCCACAAGGAGAAUGCCGUGGUCGCAGAGCGGAGGAAGAAGCUCUGCAAGGCAAAGUGUCUUCCUGCCCAGCCGUCGCUGACAGAGAAGGUGACGAAGUCAUAUUGCUCAGAGCUUGUCGUGAACAACGCCAAUUACGGCCCGGAAGCAGUUGCUUGUGAAGACGAGGACACGGUCAUGGUGCGCAAGUCCAUCGCGAACAAAAUGUUCCACCAUUGUGGUGCGCACUACCUCUACGACUUCGACAACCCGGCGGGAACCUGCUAUGCCUGGUCCAAGAACUGCUGGAAGCGAGACACGGGCUGCAUGGGCCACAUUGAGCAGAAGAGAAUGGUCGCGCGAAAGGCGAACCUGUGCGAGGUUCCCCUGGUAGCAGUGCAGGGCCAGAGGUGCAAAGCAACGCCUUACACGUAUAAGCCAGCUUCCAGCUGCGAUGGAUGGAGCGGACUCACGCAAGAUCAGUGCACGGAGAAGUGCAGCAUCCACGCGAAGGCUAAAAAUUGCCCGCGCAAGACUUGUCGUGCGGCCGUGUUUUAUCCGAAGACCGGCUGGUGCCAUUUGUUAGAUUCUUGUCCCGAAGCGGAGCCCCAUGACGAUGCCACUGCCAUCGUCCACGAGGUCCCGAUGAAGGCAAUCGAGGGCGCCAAGUGUUCCAGCAAAUAUUACACGUUUGACAAUGCAGACCAGAACAACCUUUGCGAUGGCUGGAGCGGGUUGACACUCGCCGAGUGUGCACUGAAAUGUUCCGGCAACGAGCAGGCCACAAACUGCCCGCAGAAGACCUGUGUGGCAGCGACCUUCUUCGGGAAAACGGGCUGGUGCCACCUCCACGACACAUGCCCGGACCUGAAUAAAAAUCCGGCUGCAACGGCCAUCGUUCCGGAGGCUGCGCGCUGGUGCAAAGGCGGCGUUACGAAGAAGGCCUGGGGCUGCGAUGCCAUCUCGGACAGCACGGAAUGCGAAAACUCCUACACAAGGAGUGACGAUGGCAAACAUUUCGUCCAAUGCGCUGUCACGGCGAGUGGCCAGUGCCUGGCUGCGGGCGGACUCUGCAAACCCGUCAACGAGGGCUGCGGUUCCGUCACUGGCUCGUCUGGAUUGGGGAUCGGAUGGAACUCCAUCACCACGAUGAAGGAAGGAAUCUUGACAAACCCAGGACAGCGCAAAUACAAGCUCCAAAACGUUCCCUCUGUGCUCGAUGGCGGCAUGUACAGCGGUACAAAGACUUGGCCGAAAGCUGGCACUUGGACAAUCUCAUACAAAGCACCAGUUACUCUCUACGUGUGGGUCAUGAAAGACAAGUUCAACGCUGGCGUCGAUGCUGCACUCGGUGGCGAUGGCUGGGAGAAAGUGGAUGCUGCAGGCUUCAAGAGAAGUGACAACCAUGCGCUCAACGUUUGGAAACGGUCGUUUUCCUCGGGCAGUCAAUACCAGAUCAAGACCACCAAGCUCAUGGUCGGAGGUGUUGUGUCCAACGGCUGCGAGGCAUUGGCACCCCGCUCUACGAAGGCAUAG
Molecule: messenger RNA, 4116 nt
Organism: Symbiodinium sp. CCMP2456
Lineage: Eukaryota; Dinophyceae; Suessiales; Symbiodiniaceae
Source: the annotation of a GenBank genome assembly